AACAUGCUAAAUCAGAUCAUGCUUUAUUUGGGGCAUUGGAAAAUUUUCAAGAAAACCCACAUCUCUGGUAGCUUUGAGCUUCUUUAUUGCACUUGAUGUUAAACUUGUAACACAAAUGAUUUCUAAGCCUAGUUUUAUUUUCUGGAUGUGUAUGUAGAUGAAUAUAUUAAGUGCAGAGCUUAGUUGUUGAUGCUGAGACUACUUUAUACUGUUUUCUUAGAGAGGUUCUCUCACGUUGCUAGGACAUGGAUGAAGUGUCUGUAGCGUGAACAUGUCAUAUCUUUUAAGAUGUUCUACUUCAAAGUGGUCACAUGCUGCGCAAACCACAGCAUGCACCCGCAAGGGCCACAUACUGCUUAUGCACAAGGGUGAGCUACAGGUGCCUGAUCCAUUUGCCACGCAGAUGCCCUUGUCACUGCAGUGCAUCCCACACAGGCACCCUUGCCCCCACUGCUGUACUGCAUAGGCAGUUCCUCAUCCCAUCCCUUCCUUUGCCUCCUCCACCACUGCACACACGCCCAUGUGGGCACCCCUUCUGCCACUGCACUCUGCACCUGCACAGCUUAGAUCCUCCCUGCACAUCUCCCUGCACACUAUUCCCAUGUCCAAGGGCAGGAAGCAGCAGCUGGGGACAGAAAAGAUUGCAGUGUGUUACAUGUUUAGCAGUAACGGGAAAGAAUUGUAAGGAAAAAGAACUGGAAGAAUGUUACAUUAUAGAUAGGUGAAGGACAAAGCCUUGGCUUGGAUAAGCUAGUGGGGCUGGUCCUGCUUUGAGCAGGGGGUUGGAUUAGAUCUGACCAACUGAGGUCCCUCCCAACCCUCAUUUUCUAUAACCCAGCAGAGGAGGUGCCCAGGGGACUGCUGUCUGGGGAAGACAGCCGUAGGUGCCCUUGCCUGCCUCCUGUUUCUGCUCUGAACAAGAUGUUAUCGCAGUAGACCUUGUACAUUGCAAGAUCUUGUGUUCAUCCAAGUUCUGCAAACAAGAAGAGCGUGUGGUUUCUGCUCUAUGUAAUGAGACAGGCUACGUGGACCUAAAAUAGAUCAGCACACUUGUGGGUUCUUAAAGCUUCUCACUGAAGACUUUUGAGUUGCAGAGAGAAGAAAUGGAUCUUGCAAAUGAAGAUGCAAUGCCCAGCACUAUGUUUGAUUGGGAUUAUCUUCUCUGGGAAGUUCGUUUAUUUUUAGUAGCAGCUGGCUUUUUCCUCUACUUAGGAGUGUUUCUUUUGUCACACUUGUUGUCCUCCUGGAUCAGUGUCACUUACCGUAACUUUUCAUCAAAGGAGAAAGUCUUCUGGAACAUAAAAGUCACACGUGGUGUUUUUGGACUUCAAAGUUGGGUUUCUGGCUUGUGGGCCUUACUCAUAGAUCCCGUUUUUCAAGCUGACAAAGUAUAUUCACAGCAGAAAUGGAGCUGGUUUACCUGUUUAAUAGCGUCUGGAUUCUUCUUGCUUGAAAAUGUAGUUGUUCAUCUAUCUAACUUGAUUUUCAAGACAUUUGGUGUAUUUGUAGUAGUGCAUCAUUUCCUUGCUUUUGUUGGCUUGCUUGGUCUGAUACUUAACACCAAGUCUGGACACUACCUACCCUUGAUGGGCAUGCUACUUGAGAUGAGUACUCCGACCACCUGCAUCUCCUGGCUGCUUUUAAAGGCUGGCUAUUCUCAUACCAUUUUCUGGAAGGCAAAUGAGUGGCUAGUGAUCCAUCUGUUUCACUGCCGUAUGAUGCUUACUUAUCACAUGUGGUGGGUGUGUAUUUCCAAUUGGAAUGAUGUGGUGGAAAACCUUGGACUUCUGUAUUUUAUUGUCUUAUUCCUGGGAUUAGUUUCUGUGUCAAUUAUUUUUAACCCUUACUUGAUGUAUAAAAGGACGAUGCAUGUUGUCAGUCCAACUGACUGGAACUUUCCACAUGCAGAAGUGAAAACUGGACAGUCUGGAAAGCUGAAUGGUGAAACAAUCCAAAAGAAGAGGAUAUAAUAGUGAAACAGCUGGCUGUUAGCUUAGAAGCAAAAUAACACCAGAAGAAUAUAAUGCAAAUAGAGCUGCACUGAUACAUCAGUCCGAUAUCCAUAUCAGCUGAUAUACCUCCUUAAAAAUUGGCUAUUGGUAUCGGC
Messenger RNA from Gavialis gangeticus (Gharial), 2107 nucleotides. Its product is annotated as protein CLN8-like. Bases 1104 to 1970 code for a protein of 288 amino acids. Gene Ontology annotation, cellular component: membrane; endoplasmic reticulum. Gene Ontology annotation, biological process: lipid homeostasis. The record is from RefSeq and is a predicted model, not a curated record. The transcript is spliced from 3 exons. Lineage: Eukaryota; Metazoa; Chordata; Crocodylia; Gavialidae.